Messenger RNA from Eremothecium cymbalariae DBVPG#7215, 471 nucleotides. It is a transcript of the gene CBP6, whose product is annotated as Cbp6p. The transcript has a single exon. The coding region runs from base 1 to 471 and encodes 156 amino acids. NCBI's taxonomy places the organism in Eukaryota, Fungi, Ascomycota, Saccharomycetes, Saccharomycetales, Saccharomycetaceae. Gene Ontology annotation, molecular function: ribosome binding. The record is from RefSeq and is a predicted model, not a curated record. Gene Ontology annotation, cellular component: mitochondrion; Cbp3p-Cbp6 complex. Gene Ontology annotation, biological process: mitochondrial respiratory chain complex III assembly.
AUGUCUAAUACGGCCACUAGGGAAGCUGCUAAGAAGCUGGUGAAGAUUCUUGAAAAUCUUCCAGAAGAGAGAAUCAAACAUAUAGUGUCUUUCAAAGAUACUCAACUGGAACGAUUCCGUAACGUUGCUGGUUUGGAAUCGAGUUCAAAGGAAGUAAAGAAGCCCACGUUGAGGGAAAUCAAGGACAUCAUUAGCAGAACAUCUGGUCCACUAGGAUUAAAAAAGGACAUGAUGAAAAGAGUGAAUUCUACUUUGCUCGAAGAGCAGUUUACGGUUAGCUCGCUGGAGGAGCAAGUCAAAUCAUUGACUAAUAUCGUCAAUAACAAGUAUAAGAAUCAUUACGAUGUCGGAAAAAAGCUAUAUGAACCUGUAGGUAACCCAAGAUAUUAUUCAAGACUUUUAGACGAGUUAACUGGUAGAGGGACGGAGACCUUCUUUACCGCUUUGCGAACUGUAAUAUUCGGUAAAUAA